GAUCAAUCAAAAUGGAGUGGUCCGAAAAAGAAACAUUCCAGUUUUUGGAACUAUUCCAAAAAGAACCAAUCAUUUGGGAUCCCAAAAACAAAUUGCACAAAAAUAACCAGAAACUGAACGAUGCUUGGGUAAGGUUAAGUGAAGAAAUGUGUAGACUUGUACCUGAGUUAAAAAAUAAAAAAAAUUCUCUUAUGGCAACCUUUCGUCAGCAUCUGCGGCGCAAAAAACAAUCAUUACAAUCCGGUGCAGGAGAAGAUGAUGCUUAUAAGCCAGUGUGGCUGUACUACGAUGCCAUGGAAACAUUUUUGGCAUCUGUUUAUAAGUGUCAUACCACUAUCAACACCGAAGAAGGACUUCAUGAAGGACUUUAUUCUGUGCCACUGUUGAUUGGACAUUGUAUCACAACGUGUUUGCCAUCGAUGCAACCUACACAAUGUGGAUAUCACCAGUUCUACCCAAUGUCGACGAUGAAACACACAAUGAUAACUAGCAAAAUAACAAGCUUACCAAUGACCAACAUGAUGAACAGAAUAGCGAGAAACAGAAACCAGCGAACAAUAAAAAAACCUUUAAAUCACCUAUCACAAAAAAGCGUACCCGUGAAGAUAGCGAAACAGAUAUUCACAAGCAUAUAAAAGACACGGUAUCUAAUUUAAAUAACAUGUUCUUAAACAGGAAUUGAAACGAUGAGUGCGACUUGUACGCGCAGUUACUGGCUACAAGAUUGAGAGAAUAUUCAAAACAAGAACGGCGUCAGAUUAUGCAUGGCAUUGAUGGGUUACUUCUGGCAAACCCUCCUCAACAAUUGCAGAAAUUUGACACAUACUCCAGAUAUACACCAUCGCCGACAUAUUCUUCAUCAUCGUCCAGUAGAGCACAACAAUCACCCAUACAAAUAUCUAACCCAGAUCGUCCUACUUCUCGUAACAGCUAUGUAUCGCAACCACACCAAUCACCCAUACAAAUAUCUAUCCCAGAUCGUCCUACUUCUCGUAACAGCUAUGUCUUGCAACCACAAGUUUUGGGUACUAUAUCCUCACAUUCAGGAACUGCUACUGUUGAUACCGUUUUUUCAUCACAAGAUUGUGCCACUGUCCUUUCUUACGAAGUUAUACAACGUCCUGAUUCUAAUAACAUUAUAGAUACAGCGUUCUUACAUGCUUUAAGUGACCAACCCUAUUAGUUUUAAUAAAUCGAUAUAUGUAAGCAAGAACUAUAUUAUAAACAUACACGUACUACGUUAUAUGUAUAGAUGGAAGUUGAUGCGAG
Messenger RNA from Acanthoscelides obtectus, 1269 nucleotides. The record is from the annotation of a GenBank genome assembly. NCBI's taxonomy places the organism in Eukaryota, Metazoa, Arthropoda, Insecta, Coleoptera, Chrysomelidae.